GGGUUGUAACUCUAAUAUUGAUAAAAAUUGUUGACAAAAAUUACAUACAAUUCUGCUAAAUUUGUUUUAAAUUUUCUAUUUCUUAUUUGCGUUAGCUAUAUUUUAUUCUUUUCUUAACGUAGCACCUUUCGGUAAGCCCACCUUUCAAUGACUUUGACUUUAUAAAUGUGUUGUAUUACUUAUAUUGAUGUUAUAUUAGUAAGUUAAAAGUUAAGACUUUUACUUUUAGUUUGUUUAGUUAGUGACUGAAACUGAAUAUAUUCAAGAGACAGAGUGAGUGAGGUUAUUAGUAAGAUGCACUAUCUAUUGAUAGUGACUCCUUGGCUACUGCAGCCUUGGUGGAUGGUAAAUAGUAAAUGUAAUGAUAAUGAAAUGUCUAUGAUAAUACUCUACUCAAUGAUUCUAUAGUCUAUAGUCUAUGGACUAUGAUUCUAUGAUUCAGUCUACUAUGUCUAUACUAGUCUAUGGCCAAUAUGUCCAGUAUGGUACUCGAACGAUAGUCUAUUAAUAAUAUUAUUCAGUUUCAGUCUAUCAUUCUAUGACUAUACUUUACUAUGUCAUGAGUAUCAUAAUCAUGUAUCAAUCAUGAUCAUAUCAAUAAUAUCAUACUCAUAGUUAUAGUAUAAAAAUUCAUAGUCAUAUAGUUGAGUCACUAGAUUAAUUUCAUAGAGUCAUAGUGAUAAUAAUCACAGAGUUGAUAGUGAUAGAGACAUGCUAUUUUGACAAUUUAAUUUUGGUCAUUUAGUUUAGACUUCAGAAGUUGAUACUAAAAACUCCAACACAAAUUAGCAAUUACAUACAGUUAGUUUUAAAUGAUCAUUAUUUUAAUUUUAUUGAAUGAGACAAGUAAACUGUAAACAACUACCAGUAUCAUCAUAUGCAAGUCCUUUCAAACUCAAAGUUAAUUUAAUUGCGUAUCAUUAUCUAUUGCGAUUUUUUCAAUUGUCAUGUUGAGUAAGUUAGUGUAAGACAAUUAUUAGACUAUUUUUCUUACUAACUUAUAUAUACUUAUUACUUUGACUUAGUCACAAUAAAAUGUUAAAAAGUACUUAUAAUAUUAAUAGUUAUAAGUAGUCCAUAACACUAAGUCACUAAACCUGCUCUUGUGACUUGCGCUUUUUUAAAUUUUAAUUCUAGGAUCACCUUAACUUGUUAGAAAUACAUUAUUUUUUGUAUAAUCUUUGAAACAUCAACUUUAGACUUAAUAAGUCAGUUUAGUAAGUUAGCUAUAAAAUCUCUCUUUUGAUUGUAUGCUUUUAAAAAUUGUUAAAGAAAUUUGAAUUUUAAAUAAAUUGUAUACUCAUUGGCCGCUUUGAAUAGAUCAAACUUAUGAAUAUUGAAAUCUAUCUUCCAACUCGUUGGCCACAUAAUAAUUAUGCUCUGCAUUUAGACGAGCAUAUAUUUGAAAUAUAAUUAACAAAUACACUUAUUAUGCAUCAUCUUAUUGUUUUCUUUUAGAACCACCGAAACAAUCAUGGCCUUAUACAAAGGUGCUGCCAAAGAAGCUGGGAGAGCUGCUACUCUCCUUAAAAAAAGAGCCAAAGAACAGGAAGAAGCAGAAGCAAAAAAAAAGAAAAUUGAAGAAGAACUUGCUAUUGGAAAUAUUCACAACAAGUUUGCAACCCAUUAUGAUGCUAUUGAACAAUCGCUAAAGUCUAGUACUAUAGGUUAGUCCCUUUUUUUUAAUCGUUCCAUUUCUUAAAAUUUCUCCCAGUAUAAUUCAGUGCACCUAAAUUUUUAGUUUAUUGCAGCAUAGAUUUAGCUCCUUUAACAUUUACCUCAUCUUAUUUUAAAGAAAAUCUUGUAAAUACAAUGGUUCUCAAUAAACAUACUAAUAUUAAUUUAGCACAAAUUGUAAUGCUUUAUACUAUAUCUCCUUUUUUAGGUUUGGUUACCCUGACAGAAAUGAAAGCACGCCAGGAAAAUGUCAUCAAAGAGAGAGAGCGACAGUUGGCUAAGAAAAAUGCAGAAGCUCGGUUGAUAGAGAAGGCUAAAGCAGACAAGAAAAAAAAAGAUCAGAGAAAAGUAUUUGAAUGCUGUUCAGUUUUGUAUUCUGCUAUUAGGCUAAGUUAAGCCUGGACUAUUUUAAGAUUAAUACUCAACCAAGUGAAAUUAUUUUUAAGAUCCAAGCAAAUCUCUAUUUUAUGUGAUAUAAUUUAUUUUCAGGUAUAAAUUAUUCUUAAUAAAAACUAGCUAAGAAUAGACAACUUUUAGAAAAUUUAAAAUUUAGAAGACAAUUUUGAGAGAUAAUGUUUUACAUGGUCACAAACUCCAAAUUGAAUCAUUUUCCAGCAAUAUAAUUCUAGCAGAUAGAAGCAUGAAUUAUUAGACUUGUUGCCUUAAGGAUGGCAAUUCAAAUUUGGCAUCUCCCAAUUUUUCAGCUCAUAUUCAAAUUUAGAUUUUCUCUGGCCUUAAAGUUAUUAUUAACCUCACAAGAAACAGGAAUUGAGUGUGCACUACUUAAAUAAUAAUUUUUUUUAAAUUUCAUCUCAUUUUAAACUUAACUUUUCUGCAAAGAUCACAAUGCUUUCAUUUGACCUGGAGCAUGAUGAAGAGGAUGAUGAAGACAAAGAGGCUGCUGAAGACGAUGAGGGGGAUGAAGAUGAAAAGGAAGAAAGCAAAUCUAAAGACAUAUCAGAGCAAGGAUCAACAAGCGCACAAGAGAGUCAAAUAGACGAGAAUGAUGACUCAUAUGACAUAGAAACUCUUGAGGAACGUAAAGAAAGAAAACGUAAAAAGAGACUAGGUAAAAUCCCUGUGAUACAUGUGAAAGAUUGUUGAACUUGUAAUUUGUGUAGCCAUGGUUUAGGGUUUUUAUUUGAAAUAGUGUUUGACAUGACGGCCUGAGUCAAGGAAACUUAAAUCCUAUUCAUAUAAAACAACACAGCAAGGUCAACAAAGUUUGAAUAUUAAAAACUCUUCUAUUUAACAGUUUCUUAACCUUUCUCUCACCAAUGUCCAUGUUCGCCAGCAUCUGAACUUUUUUUUAUGCUGAAAUGAAAAAAAUCAAAUCAAGUCUACCACUUUGCAGGAAAUGUAUACAAUUUUAAAAUGUAUGUUUUGAGCGCCUUUUGUACAAUGUCAUGACAGGUAUGAACCCAGCGGUUGACACAAGUUUCUUACCAGACAGAGACAGAGAUGAAGAAGAAAAUAAACUGAGGUAAGGGUUAACAUUGAUGCAAUUGAAACCUGGUGAAAUCUGUAGAAGGAUAAAUUAUGAUGGGGAUUGUGAAGAAAAUAAUAAUUGACGAUGUUCAGAAAUAGAUGUGUGUUGGUCACAAAUGGGCCAGUUCUGUUAUCAUUGUAGCUAAACUUGCCAGCUCCUUGAUCAUGUAAAGAAUAUUUGUGUUUUUAUUGAAAAAUAUUUAAAUUGGUUCGCGAAUGUAAUUUUGAAAGAUCUAGUUGGUUGAUAAAUGAUUAAACUUGAGAGAAAUUAGCCUCAAAAUAUUAGUUAUGCUUUUCCUCCAGAGAGCUCCUACGACAGGAGUGGGUGGCCACUCAAGAGAGAAUCAAGAAUGAGGAGAUUAACAUCACAUACAGCUACUGGGAUGGUUCUGGGCACAGGAGACAGGUAUGCUAGGAUGCAGCUACUUCCAAACAAUGGAUUGUUCAGGUCCUUUGUUAGUGAACUAAUAAAUAAUAUAAGUUUCAGUGAAUUUUUAUAGGCUUGGUUUGAAGUUGAAAGACUAAAUGUGUAUUUUGUCCCAACACUUCACCUCAGCUUACAAUUACAAAGGCAAAUAAGUUUUAGAUACAUCGACACAGGGGUGACCUCUCUAAACUACUUCCUGAAAAUUAGCUAUUAAUUUUUUUCUACAGUUAAGGAAUCAUAUGAAUGAUGCUUUUUAAUUUUAUACAACUUAAGAUGUGUAUGACUCUUUUUGUUAAACUACUUGAGUAUGUAUGAAUUUUUGUGCUAUACUUCUUAAGUAUGUAUGAUUUUUUUGUUUUAUACUACUUAAGUUAAAUAUGACAUUUUGAUAUCUACUACUUAAAAUCAAUGUUUAUUCUCAGGCCAAGAUGAAAAAGGGCAACACAGUGCAGCAAUUCCUUCAGAAGUGUCUGGAGAGUCUACGUAAAGAGUUCAACGACCUUGUUCCUGUCUCUGUAGACCAGCUGAUGUAUGUCAAGGAAGAUCUCAUCAUCCCCCAUCAUUACUCAUUCUACGAUUUCAUCGUGACCAAGGCCAGGGGCAAAAGUGGGCCUUGUUUCAAUUUUGACGGUAACGAUGAGAUUCGAAUUGUGAACUACGACAAGGUCGAGAAGAGUGAGUCUCAUGCUGGGAAGGUCUGUUUGAGGAGCUGGUAUGAGAGAAACAAGCACAUAUUCCCUGCUAGCCGCUGGGAGCCUUACGACCCGGAGAAAAGUUGGGACAAUUACACAAUCUCUGAUAAAAAUGCUGUCAAGAUCACAGUGAAAUAACUGUGCUGCCUUGACGGUCUAUUACCCCGACAUUUGUAUAAACAUUUAACCUACAACUUAAACCAUUUUUUUCCCUCAUCAUAAUGUUAUGAAAUAUUUAAAUAAUUUAUCAAUUUUUUUAAAACCAAUUUCAGAAUUUUUGUCAGCAAACUUGGGUUCAAUGUUUGCCCCUUUCAACAGCUGAAAAUGUGAGCGUUUCCAACACAGAUGUUUACCCACAUUCUUUUCACUUUCUUUAUGUCAUUUACUCUUAUCAAAUUUAAAUAAAAGAAAUUAAAUUAUUCAGUUCACUAAAAUCAGAUCAUGAAUAUUUUUUUUCUAAAAGUAGGAACUAUUCAUAAAUAUCCAAUUUACUGUUAAAGUUUAAUCCAUCAGUGUACAGGUAUUUUCAGUGUUCAGUUAGUUCUAUCUAUGUAAUGGUAUGUUAAGAUUUUGUCAAAGAUUUUAGCUCAGUUUUACAUCCCCCCCCUUUUGAUUUCAAUUUGCAAAUUUGUUUUAAUUUUGAAUAAACAUUGAAUAAAACAAGUAAGAAUUUUAC
This is a messenger RNA of Lymnaea stagnalis (great pond snail), 4960 nucleotides long. The record is from the annotation of a GenBank genome assembly. NCBI's taxonomy places the organism in Eukaryota, Metazoa, Mollusca, Gastropoda, Lymnaeidae.